Molecule: messenger RNA, 1172 nt
Organism: Salvia hispanica
Lineage: Eukaryota; Viridiplantae; Streptophyta; Magnoliopsida; Lamiales; Lamiaceae
Product: aquaporin PIP2-2-like
Biological process (GO): transmembrane transport
Cellular component (GO): membrane
Molecular function (GO): channel activity
Source: RefSeq, a predicted model, not a curated record
AAAUCAUCAUCGCUCACACAAAAGCAACACAAAAUCAAAACAAUUUAUAAGAAAACUGAAAUGGGCAAGGACAUUGAGGUGGGAGCUGAACACGGCGGCGGAAAGGACUACCAUGAUCCUCCACCGGCGCCGCUGAUCGACGCGGAGGAGCUCGGAAAAUGGUCCUUUUACAGAGCCAUCAUCGCCGAAUUCGUCGCAACCCUCUUGUUCCUCUACGUCACCGUCCUCACCGUCAUCGGCUACAAGAGCCAGAGCGCCGCCGACCAGUGCGGCGGCGUCGGGAUCCUCGGCAUCGCCUGGGCCUUCGGCGGCAUGAUCUUCAUCCUCGUUUACUGCACCGCCGGCAUUUCCGGUGGUCACAUUAACCCGGCGGUGACAUUUGGGCUAUUGCUGGCCCGGAAGGUGUCGUUGGUUCGGGCGGUGUUGUACAUGGUGGCGCAAUGCUUAGGUGCGGUGUGUGGGUGUGGGCUGGUGAAGGCGUUCCAGAAGGCCUACUACGUGAGAUAUGGUGGCGGUGCUAAUGAGCUGGCCGAUGGGUACAGCACGGGCACCGGGGUCGCGGCUGAGAUCAUUGGAACAUUUGUUCUCGUCUACACCGUCUUCGCCGCCACUGAUCCUAAGAGGAAUGCUAGGGACUCCCAUGUUCCGGUUUUGGCGCCACUUCCUAUUGGAUUUGCGGUGUUUAUGGUUCACUUAGCGACCAUCCCAAUCACGGGUACGGGCAUCAACCCGGCCCGUAGUUUCGGAGCCGCUGUCAUCUAUGGCAAAGACAAAGCUUGGGAUGAUCAAUGGAUAUUCUGGGUUGGGCCCUUCGUGGGAGCAGCCAUAGCUGCAAUCUACCAUCAGUUCGUUCUUCGGGCCGGAUCUUCAAAAUCUUUUGGAUCAUUCAAGAGUUCUUAUUAAAAAUAACUUUUGUGGGACUUCGAAUAAGGAUUUAUAAUUCAAGAUCGAUUGGAGCAAUUGUAAAUUAUUAGUGUGAUAUCGUCAAACGGGCCGUGGUUUUAAUGGCCCGAAUGAUGAUUUUUUUCUCUACUGUUUUCUUUUUCGUUCUAUUUCGGGCCUUCUCCUUUUGAUUCUUGAUUUCGCUGCCUGGAGCAUCCAAGUGUGACGUUGUUGUAAGUGCACUACCCUCAAUUUAAUGUUUAAAUUUUAUGAAGCACUUCUUGUGUUUA